AUGAAUCUACCAUUUUCGGUUAUUAGAAGUUGUUUUUUGCGCGAUAUUAAUAAAAAUUACAGUGAAAUAUAUUGUAGAUUGUUCACGCUUAACAGACCACAUCGUUAUGCGUUGUUUUUAAGAGGUUUUGGGCACACUUCAGUUCUUAACAAUGUGGAAUAUAAACUAUUACAUUAUUUUAUAAGUGAUAAUCGUUAUUUUUCAUCAAGCAAGGUGCCAAAGGGGUUUGGUAAGUUCACCAAAGGAGGCGUUACACCAGAUCCCAAAUCCACUGAGACGGAAGGAUCAUCUCAAGCUAAGAAUGAAUCAAAAGAUGAUGAAAACGGAAGAUCCAAGCCCGAAGGGGACUCUGGACCAAAUGAUAAUGAUCCGAAAUCAAAAUAUAAUCUUGUUCUUGAACCAUGGUCAUUAUUUAUAAUCGGCAUGACCUCCGUACUUCUGUUGGAGUUAAUGGACACAAGAAAUCUGCGAAAUGAAAUAACAAUGCAGGAAUUUAUUUCAAAAUAUUUUAUGAAGGGUUAUGUAACUCGCAUUCAGGUAGUAAAUAAAGAAUUUUGCCGUUGCUACAUAUCUCAGAUUCCUCCCUUAGUGCUACCAAAGUAUGUAACAUUCAGAAUAGGAUCUGUUGACUCAUUUGAACAGAAGAUAAAUGAUAUUCAGGCAUCUAUGGGUCUUCAUCCACAGGAUUACAUACCAAUUCGUUAUGUCAAUGAGACAAAUUUCCUUUCCGAGGUAAAGAAGUCGCUUCCAUAUCUGUUUUUUACGAUUCUUCUUGUUACUGGACUUCGUAAAAUAUCCAUUAAGGGUGCAGGUGGAAUGGAUCGAAUUUUUAAAAUCGGAAGAGCAACACCUAUGGAUGUCAAGGAUUUGAAAGUUAAGGUAAAAUUUAAGGAUGUGGCUGGAAUGCAUGAAGCAAAGAAAGAAAUUAGCGAAUUUGUUGAUUUUUUGCGUAAUCCUCAGAGAUAUGAAUCAUUUGGAGCUAAAAUACCUAAAGGUGUCCUACUAUGUGGUGACCCAGGUACAGGAAAAACCCUAUUGGCUAAAGCUGUAGCUGGAGAAGCUAAUGUACCAUUUUAUUCCAUGUCAGGAAGUGAUUUUAUUGAGGUAUUUGUUGGUGUAGGGCCCUCACGUGUACGUGACCUAUUUGAGAAAGCCAGAAAGAAUGCGCCAGCUAUAAUAUUUAUAGAUGAAAUUGAUGCGGUUGGUAAGAAAAGGUCAAAGGGUGGAUUUUCAGGAGGUGCUAAUGAUGAAAGAGAGAAUACACUAAAUCAACUUUUGGUUGAAAUGGACGGAUUCAAAACGACAACAGGUGUUAUCGUAUUAGCAGGUACUAAUCGUGCUGAUAUAUUGGACCCUGCCCUUACACGUCCCGGUAGAUUUGAUAGAACUGUAAAUAUUUCUAAACCUGACCUAGAUGAACGCUAUGAAAUCUUCAAAGUUCAUUUAAAACCUCUCAAGUUUAACCCGUCACUCGAUGUGGAUGAGGUCGCCAGAAGGUUAGCAUCAUUAACACCGAAUUUUGUUGGAGCUGAAAUAGCAAAUGUUUCAAAUGAAGCUGCCAUUCAGGCUGCUAGAAGAAGAUCGGAAAAUGGUGUCUGUAUGAUUGAUUUUGAUAAUGCAAUAGAAAGGGUAAUGGCUGGAAUGAAAAGACCACCAGGUUUAUUAACUCCACAGCAAAAAUUAGUUGUAGCAUAUCAUGAAGUGGGACAUGCCCUGGUUGGAUGGUGGUUAGAACACGCCGACCCCGUUUUGAAGGUUUCUAUCAUUCCUAGAUCUAGUGGAGCGCUUGGGUUCGCACAGCAACUACCAGAUGACUCAAUGUUAUUUAGUCGUGAGGCACUUUUAGACAAAAUAGCAGUCAUUCUUGGUGGAAGAGCUGCUGAGGAUAUCUUCAUUGGAAAAAUUACUACAGGUGCAACUGAUGAUCUGAAUAAAGUCACAAAAAUGUGCUAUGCUUUUGUUUCUAAAUGGGGAAUGAAUUCGAAGUUAGGAUUGGUAUCAUUUCAGCGUGAUUCCGGCGAAGAUCCUAAUUUUUAUCGCUCAUAUUCGGAGACAACAGCCCAAAUAAUUGAUAAAGAAGUAAGAUCUAUGAUUGAAAUGCAGUACAAGAGGGUAAAAGAUAUGUUGAGUGGAAAGGCGGAACUCGUUCACAAACUAUCACAACUUCUUUAUGAUAAGGAAACCAUAACAUACAAAGAUAUCGCAAAUUGUGUUGGAGAACGGGAAUUUCCAAUCAAAGAUAAGCACAAACCGUAUAUUGACGUUAGGCUCUUGGAGGAUGAACCUACAACACUACUAGGGGAACCUACCGGUAAUGUGGAUGCAAAUGAACCAGGCAUUGCAUAA
This is a messenger RNA of Theileria equi strain WA, 2346 nucleotides long. Its product is annotated as ATPase, AAA family domain containing protein. Lineage: Eukaryota; Apicomplexa; Aconoidasida; Piroplasmida; Theileriidae. The record is from RefSeq and is a predicted model, not a curated record. The transcript has a single exon. Gene Ontology annotation, cellular component: membrane; m-AAA complex. Bases 1 to 2346 code for a protein of 781 amino acids. Gene Ontology annotation, biological process: mitochondrial protein processing; protein-containing complex assembly. Gene Ontology annotation, molecular function: metalloendopeptidase activity; ATP binding; ATP-dependent peptidase activity.